AUGAAGCGCAAGUACCCCCAUUUGAACAACAUUCCCUUCGAGUCCUAUCGAGAUGCUGUCCCACGGAUCCUGAUUGGCCUGGAUCAUGCACAUCUAGGGAAUGCCUUCAAAACCCGCGAAGGCCGCUUCAACCAACCAAUCGCAGUAAAAUCCAGAUUGGGCUGGAUCGUGUUCGGCAACUGCGCUGAAACUGAACCAGCUAGUUUUUUUGUAAACAUGCACAGCAUACCUAGAUGUGAAUGUAAUGAUGACGAUAGUCUGCAAAAGUUAGUAAAAAACUAUUUUUCGUUGGAUAGCAUUGGCAUUUCUCAUUCAUCGCGGCUAAUGUCAACUAAUGAUCAAAAAGCUAUUGACAUGUUGAACUUCCAAAUGAAAUCGGUUGCUGGCAGAUACGAAGUAGGACUGUUAUGGAAGUACGAACAUGUGAGGUUGCCCAACAGUAGAGACAUGGCUCUCAGGAGGUGGCAAUGCUUAGAUCGCCGACUGAGCAAAGACGAAAAGCUAGCUACGCUGAUGGAGGAAAAAAUACAGGACUAUUUGCGCAAGGGAUACAUCAGGAAGUUAGACAAGAAAGAACUUGUAUCGAAACAACCUAGAGUUUGGUAUCUCCCUAUAUUCCCCGUGGUGAACCCAAACAAACCAGGCAAACUACGAAUAGUCUGGGAUGCUGCAGCAAAAGCCCACGGAGUAUCUUUUAAUUCAGUCCUCCUAAAAGGGCCUGAUCAGAUGAGUUCGCUUUUUUCUAUUUUGCUCAAAUUCCGAGAAUAUAAAAUAGCCUUUUCCGGUGAUAUAAGGGAAAUGUACCAUCAGGUACUAAUCAGAGAAGCCGAUCAACAAUGCCAAAGGUUCUUUUGGAAAAGCAACGCGGACUCUAUCGUUCCCAGUGAAUAUGUUAUGCGAGUAAUGACAUUUGGGGCCAGCUGUUCACCGUGCAGCGCCCUCUUCGUGAAGAACGCAAAUGCGCGAAAAUUUCAAAAGGAGUUUCCACAGGCGGUUGACGUAAUUAUCAAUCAACACUACGUUGACGACGCACUGGUGAGCGUGGAAGAUGAGGACGACGCCAUACGUAUCGCCAAGGAAGUUUACGAGAUCCACAGAAGCGGUGGCUUUGAGAUAAGGAACUGGGUAUCCAAUUCCCGUCGGUUCCUGAAAGCUCUUCCAGGCCCGAAUGCCGCGGAAAAAAGUAUGAGUUUGUCUUCCGAGCUUGGCACCGAGAAGAUCCUUGGGAUGUUUUGCAAUACUGCUUCCGAUAAGUUCACGUUCAAGCUCUCUUCUAGACACGAUCCGGAUCUGCUGAAUGGUAAGCGAAUUCCAACUAAAAGAGAAGUUCUCAGAACCCUUAUGAUGAUCUUUGAUCCCCUGGGGCUAAUAGGCCACGUUUUAAUGUAUCUGAAAAUAAUCCUACAAGAAGUAUGGCGCGUUGGCGUCGGAUGGGAUGACAAUAUCCCCAAAGAUCUUUUUUUGAAGUGGUUGUCAUGGCUGAAUGUGCUACCGGCGCUUCAAGAAGUUAGAAUCCCGCGUUGUUAUAGAAUAAUGACAUCUAUGUUCAACACCACAGUCGUUCAAAUGCAUACGUUUGUCGAUGCGAGCGAGAGUGGAUUUGCCACCGCAGUGUUUCUCAGGUUCGAGGAAAACGGCAACGUAGAAUGCACCUUAGUUGGAAGCAAAACAAGGGUAUCUCCACUGAAAUUCUUAACUAUCCCGAGAUCUGAGCUGCAAGCUGGUCUACUAGGAGCCAGAUUAGCAACAAAUAUAGUUGCGUCAUUAUCCAUCGAAGUCCAUAAACAAUUCUUCUGGACCGAUUCAAGAAACCUUUUGAGCUGGCUGAAAUCAGAUCAUCGCAGAUAUUCUCAAUUCGUCGGAACGCGUGUAAGCGAGAUUCUGGAACUAACGAAUCUCAACGAGUGGUACUGGACUCCUACAAAGGAUAACGUUGCGGAUGACGGAACCAAAUGGAAGGGCGUGUCGGAUACUUCCUCGAGCAGCAGAUGGUUUAGAGGCCCUUCCUUUCUUUAUAAACCAGCAGAAGAGUGGCCAAAUCAACCAAAAUCCAUCGACAACACCAACGAAGAACUACGUCCUAAGCUUCUGCUUCAAAUUGCGACUCAUCAAUCAAUUGUAAAUAUCGAAAACUUUUCCUGCUGGCGUCGUCUGUACCGAUCGACAGCCAUGGUAAUAAGAGCUGUUAAUGAAUUUCGAAGCUUACUGCAUCCAUCGCGAAAGAACAUGAAACCUAAGCGCCUGAACCCCGAUAUCGAGAGCAUUCCACCCUUGAACAGGGAGGAAUUACUAGCAGCACAAAACCUUUUGUACAGAGAAGUCCAAAUAUGUACGACCGCUGACGAAUAUACUUUGCUGAAGGAGUCCUCCGGCGAAAGUCCCAAAGUCCUGCCAAAGUCUAGCAAACUUUAUCGCCUUUCACCCUUCGUAGACACCCAUGGUGUUAUGCGUAUUCACAGCAGAACGAAAACUUGCCAGUAUACAGACCUUCAUUCAAAAAAUCCUAUUGUCCUGCCACGGGAGCAUCACAUGACAAGACUUAUUGUUCAACAUUUCCACAAAAAUCUUUAUCACCGGAACCACGAAACUGCCAUCAAUCAACUACGUCUGCGCUAUGACAUUCCGAAGUUGAGAGUAGUAUACCGUACCAUGAGAGGCAACUGUCAGCGUUGUAAAAACGAAAAGGCUUCUCCAGAACCACCCCCUAUGGCCGAUCUUCCAGAAGCCAGACUGGCAGCCUUCUGCCGGCCAUUUACUCAUGCAGGCAUCGAUUAUUUUGGUCCGAUGCUGGUCGUUGUUCAUCGUCGUUCAGAGAAAAGAUGGGGUGUUUUAAUAACGUGUAUGACCACUCGUGCCAUAUAUAUAGAUCUCGUGCAAUCACUGAGCACCGACUCAUGCAUCAUGGCAUUGAGAAUGUUCAUGGUCCGUCGCGGAGUUCCAAGAUUCAUUUAUAGCGAUCGAGGAACAAACUUCCGAGGAGCAGCAAAAGAACUCGUAACAGAACUCGAAAAGGUGAACCAAGAUGCUCUAGUAUCGGCAAUUACAUCUACCGAAACCACCUGGAAAUUCAACCCCCCAGCAUCACCACACAUGGGUGGUGCAUGGGAAAGGUUAAUUCAAACAGUAAAAAACAACUUGCAAAACAUCUCGCUUUCUCGAGUUCCACGUGAAGAGGUACUACGCUGCGCGCUGGUGGAAAUCGAAGGUACAGUAAACUCCAGACCUCUGACUUACGUGUCGUUGGAAGAUCAAGACGCUCCUGUGCUAACUCCAAACCAUUUUAUACUCGGUUCCUCCAAUGGUAACAAGCCUCUAGCUUUGUUUGACGACAGUUCUGAGGCACUUAGAAAACAGUGGCACACUUCUCAACUUAUAGCAAACAUCUUUUGGCGACGUUGGCUGAAUGACUAUUUGCCAUGUUUGACUAGACGAUCCAAGUGGUACACACCUGCAAAAAAGAUUGCGGUUGGUGAUAUCGUGAUCAUGGUUGAUCCUAGUGCACCCAGAAACAGUUGGCCCAAAGGAAGAGUCAUCGGGACCGUUCCAUCCAAGGAUGGUCAAGUUCGAAAGGCGACUGUCCAAACAGUCCACGGAAUCUACGAGAGACCAGCGGUGAGGUUAGCUGUAAUCGACGUUGGCGUUAGCAAUCGUGCUGCUCAGGAGAUGUCUGACCGCACUCCGGGGGGGACUGUUAGUAGCGCCAACUUGAGCCCCUCGGCUUGA
Uranotaenia lowii is the source of this 3723-nucleotide messenger RNA. RefSeq lists its product as uncharacterized. Gene Ontology annotation, biological process: DNA integration. Gene Ontology annotation, molecular function: nucleic acid binding. NCBI's taxonomy places the organism in Eukaryota, Metazoa, Arthropoda, Insecta, Diptera, Culicidae. The record is from RefSeq and is a predicted model, not a curated record. The transcript has a single exon. The coding region runs from base 1 to 3723 and encodes 1240 amino acids.